AUGUCUUGCCGCAACUCCUGCCCUGGAAACUGCAGCUCAGGAUCUCCCAGAAAUUCCUGCCACGUUCCUCUCAACCCUGCUGUUGCCCUCUGCUCUGCCAGUGUAAGUGGUGGGGAGAUCCUGUACUUACCCAGUAGCUGUCAAGACAGCACCUGGUUCACCGACUACUGCCAAGGGCCAUGUGAGGAGUCAACCAGCUGCCAGCCAGACACGUGUGGGCCCAGCCAUGGUGGGGCCGCCUGCUGCCCUUCCACUGGUCACAGGCCCUGCCACGGAGGCAAUUUCCUUCCUGCUUCAACCUUCAUCUCCAGCUCCAGCAUCCCAGUGUCCUAUAGACCUGUGAGCUAUGUGUCCAGCAGCUGUCGUCCACCGAGUCCCAUGAUCACUACUUUCCAGCCUGCAGUCUGUGUGUCCAGUGGCUAUCGCCCCAUACCCUGUGUUUCCAGCCCUGGCCAACCUCUGAGCAUCCUGCCUUAUGGAUGUCAGUCCUCCGGCUCUGUGGUCUAUAGACCUCAAACGGUUCAUGUGGUGACCAGUGGCCUCAGGCCAGUGCAGCCUCUCUCCUCGGGCUGCCGCCCUGUGACCCAUGUGGUCAGCCCUUGCCACGCAUCCUGCUCUGCACAGGGAAGCCGCUAG
Messenger RNA from Fukomys damarensis (Damara mole-rat), 636 nucleotides. RefSeq names its product keratin-associated protein 26-1. Bases 1 to 636 code for a protein of 211 amino acids. The transcript has a single exon. Gene Ontology annotation, molecular function: structural molecule activity. Gene Ontology annotation, cellular component: keratin filament. Lineage: Eukaryota; Metazoa; Chordata; Mammalia; Rodentia; Bathyergidae. The record is from RefSeq and is a predicted model, not a curated record.